This is a messenger RNA of Acomys russatus (golden spiny mouse), 309 nucleotides long. Its product is annotated as ubiquitin-conjugating enzyme E2 variant 1-like. The transcript has a single exon. The record is from RefSeq and is a predicted model, not a curated record. Bases 1 to 309 code for a protein of 102 amino acids. NCBI's taxonomy places the organism in Eukaryota, Metazoa, Chordata, Mammalia, Rodentia, Muridae.
AUGACACAGUUAGCAUGGCAUUGCAAUAUGGGGUGGGGGUGUCUAGAGGGCAACAAAGACAUGAUGCUUACAAGAUGGACAAGGAUGAUAAUUGGGCCUCCAAGAACAAUUUAUGAAUACAGAAUAUACAGCCUUAAAAUAGAAUGUGGGCCUAUAUAUUCAAAAGCACCCCCAUCUGUAAGAUUGGUAACAAAAGUCAAUAUGAACAGCAUGAGUAGUUUGAAUGGAGUGGUGGAUCCUAGAGCCACAGCAGUCCUGGCAAAGUGGCAGAAUUCCUACAGCAUCAAAGUCAUCCUGCAGGAACUUUGA